Molecule: messenger RNA, 2154 nt
Organism: Vitrella brassicaformis
Lineage: Eukaryota; Vitrellaceae
Source: the annotation of a GenBank genome assembly
UUUGAAUGAUAUGGGUGUGGUGCUUGUCUUGCUGCCUACUGACUGUGAAUACUAUUCAGACGUCUCCGUUCUACUCUGGCUCCUCUGGCCGGCCGUGUCCCUUGCUUUCAUUCACGUUAAUUUGGAAGAUAGGCAGCAGUUGUUGUGUGAGCGUGUGUGGCAAGGCCAGCAAGGUUGCCCGUGGCUUGUGGCACGGACGGACGGUAUGAGAACUGUUCGGACGUGCAGUCACAAAGGCAGCCAUACAUUAAAUGCCACCCACGAUAGCUAUCAUACGUCCAAUUGAUGACGAAACAGCAGUCCCGCAACACGUCACACGGAUAAAACCUUCACACGCACCCCCACGCACCCCCAGGCACACACGUGGCAUGACACCGCCACGUGGGGCUUCUUCGUUGUCUAGUCAAUCAGUCGGACUCACCACUUGAAUUCCCCUGUCAGCGAAUUGAACAGCACCUCCUCAUUGCCGAUCUGCACACACACGCACCGUGCAGGACAUUCAUACAGACAGCGAUAACCCAUCCAUCCAUCCCUCCGCUCCGUGGUGGUUGACAUUCCCACCUGCGCGAUGCCGAAUUUGGCUUUGACUUUCCACUUGCCGCUGGACGAACCCGCCUUGCGGCUCGGGCGGGUCACCUGCACACACCAACACACGAUUACAGAUCCGCGUGUUGUGGGCGAUGGCUUCUGUGUGGGUACCUGUUCGACUUGUGCGAUGAUGAGGUCGUCACAAGUUGGUUCGGGGCGCUUCUGCUCCUCGUCGCUCAGCUCGGGGUCGUCCAGAUCAGACACACCGCCCUCAGCCGCCAACGCAUCCUCCUUGACUGAGGUGACGGGCAUAGAGAAAUAGACGCAAACCACAUCCAUCUGUGUGGUUGAUUGAGGGGGCAUAUGUGUGUGUCGGUCUCGUCAUACCAGCAGCCUUCUUGAGCGAUUUGGUGGCAGCUUUGUCGGUGGCUGGGGCAGCGGCCGAUGACGAGGGUUUCGCCUCUGCUCCUACAGAGGCGAAACACACACACACACACACACACACAAACACACAACAGAGACUUCCCCACAGCCAAAACACCGACCACGGACAGUCAUACCUUGUUGUUCGUCUUCGUCGUCAUCCUCAAACUCGACUCCCUCCAAGUCAUCGUCCUCCUCCUCACCGUCGCCAUUGCCAUUGCCAUUGUCGCCCCCCUCCUUCUUGACCUGCGCCUCGUCGUCCUCCCACUCCACACCAUCAUCCUCCUCCUCCUCCUCCUCGUCACCCAACCCACCCUCAUGCUUGUGACGCUUGGCCGCUGGCGGGUGCUCGGCCUGUAGUGGCUGCGGUGGCAACUGCUGCUGCUGUUGCUGCUGCUGUUGGUCUGUGAGGGAGGAUGACGCGGCCGACGCCGACUGGCGGAGGCUGUACGGCACUUUCGAGGGCUGGGGCAUGUGGCCAUUGUCGGGCUCUGCAUGAGUGGAACAGCACACAGUGGAGCGAGCCAUCCACGUGUGUUGUUGCUGGUUGGUCACUCACUCACCUUGUUUUAUCUUGAGGACUCCGGGCGGGGGGACAGCCAUACCUCCACGAGACCUGGACAGCUGAGCCACGCACAACACAUGUGCUUGUACACAUCACAUCGUACGAUCUGGUUGUCUCGCGUGGUUAUGGUAUGGAUGUGUGCUGUGCGUACAUCGAGUGCUGGCUGUGCGGACGGCGGGGCGCCCGCUGGCGUGCCUUUGCUGACAAGAUCCAUCGCCGCCUCAAUCCAGCGCUGACAGAAAACACGCACGCAUGUGAUAAUGGUUGUGAUGUGCGACGGCGCGGGUCAUCUGCUCACCUCCUUGAGCUGGUCGAGCACUUGGUCGCUCUCCGUCUUGGACCCUGACCGCUUCACGCGCUCCACCGUAUCUGAGAGAUCCCACCCGCCGGACGAAGAGAGAGGCAUGCACGACGUCAAAGGCAGGCGAGGUGUGCAGCUCUUUGUCUGUCUGUGUCUGUCUGUGUCUGUGUCUGUCUGUGUCUGCCUGCCUGUCUGCCUGCCUGCCUCACCCUCGAUGAUUCGCAUGUAUACCUCCCUCGUAUUGUCCAUCUUCAGUAAGUCAAACUGAGACAACUGAAGCGCGGAAUCUUCAAGGAGGCACUUACACCUCCCCCGCCACUUACACAGGCGCACUGGC